AAUAUUUCCCAUUCGGCGCCAGCGGUCAUGACGAUGUCGCUCCCGAAGUUGGGCAUGCGGAGCGAGCCGCGCGUCAAUGGAGGAGCGCCAUGACGGAGGAGUUUGACGACGAUGUCGUGUUUGAGAACUCGCCUCUUUUCCAAUACUUGCAAGACUUGGGACGCACGGACUUUGAGGCGUGCCCGACGGCGGCGCGGGAGGAUGACGGCGACCCGGGCGGUCCCCGGAAGACCGAGGGGCGAGUCACGCGGAUGCUGGCUGAAUCCUUGCGGAAGUGGAGCCCCUUUUGGAAGUCUCACACUCUGGAGCAGCAGCUGGACGGCGUGCUGGGAGAGCACUCGGUGCGCUGCAUCCUGGAGCAGGACGUUCUGCUACAGGAGGACGUGGAGCUGAUUGAGCUGCUGGACCCCGGCCUGCUGACGCUAGGCCCGGCUCCCGACGGAGCCCGUGCCCUGCCUCGACCCCGUCUUUUCGCCGCACCCUCGUCAUGGGAUUCGGCCGGUCUGGCCGGCUCGACGGCAGUUCUGCUGGGUCUCUUCUCGGCCUCCGGGGGCGCGUGGUCGUUGCCGACCGCCCUCUGGGUCCUGAUCACGCUGGGGUGGAGCGUCGCGCGUGCGGCGGCGCUGUGGAAGCGCGGCGGCGCUCAGCGGGCCGUCCACACGCGGGUCUCGCAGCUGCGCGCGCUCGUCCACGACAGCAAGACAUUGACGGGGAUGUCCCGCAAGGCGCUGCGUCUGGUGCAGGAGACGGAAGUCAUCUCCAGAGGUUUCACCCUGGUGAGCGCAGCCGCCAACUUUAGCAGGGCGGGGCCAGGGGGGGCGGCGGCGCGAGGCCAGCAGCUGACGGGACUGCGGAAGGCCCUUUACCGGGCCCUCCGCUCGGCCUUCAGAGCCUCGCGAAGGGCCACCUGUCACAUGCUCAAGGAAUAUCCUUUUACCUCAGAGGUCGACAACGUGACCAAUUAUGUUUCUGCGGUGCCCCUGAAGGAACUGGGCUUGGGCCUGGGCAUCGAACACCUAGGCGACGAGCAAGCCCAGGAGCUGACCGACGACUACAGCCUGCCGGCCCUCAAGGUGUUGUUCCAGCUGUGGCUGGGACAAAGCUCAGAGUGCUUCCGCAGGUUAGCCCUCCUGAUGUCGCCCCGCCGCCUGGAGGAGGAACGUAAGGGAGACCAAGAUUCUCCCCUUCCCGCACUGCAUCGCUCCAUCGCCGCCGUGACGGAGCCUCUUCAGCAAGCGCUGGCCGCCUGCCUGGAGGAGGUCCGGCGAAGCUACGAUUUCCACCGCCACUUCGAGACGCGGGCCGGGUCACGGGGCCGGGACGCCGGCGCCCGGGUCCGGGAGAAGUGCCGGGAGCUCAACGCCCUUCACGCUUCCGUCCGAAGCCUCCAGCUGCAUCUCAAAGCCCUUCUGAGCGAAAUGAUUAUCUUGGAGGACGACUUGGAGAAGCUGAUGGUAUCGAAGGAACCCCGCGAGCUGACCGCGGAGGGCUACCGGGACCUGAGCGACCGGUUGCAACAGCUCCAGCCUCACAUGCGAGCCAGCGCCGGGUGCUGGGACGACACCGUCGGACAGGUGGAGCGCAUGCUGAAGAGAGCCGACGAUCGUCCGGGUGACGCCGAAGGUGGGGAUUUGCGCGGGACCCCCACGUCCGAGAUGCCCCAUCCUCCUCCGUCCUAUCCUUUGAUUUUGGACAGAGAUCCCGUUCCGGAAGAACUGGAAUUGGAGGGCUACGUCUCCGAUUCGGACUCGGACGGCGAAGGCAAAGAAUCGCCGUGCGACACGCAGACGCCAGAGGAGCGGGAACGUCAGCGGCGCGAGCGGGAAGAGUCCCGCCGCGUCCUGUUCGAGCUCAAAUCGGUGCUGGGCUUCCGCGCGUCCGAGGGCGAGAGGAUGAAGAGAAAGCAGAUGCUCUUCAGUGACCGAGCCGCUUCCACUUGCUGUUCCGACGCCGUGACGGAUCCAUCCGCCGCGCCAGCCGCCUCAGCAGAAAAAGGCGACGACGACGGAAACCAGCUUUCGGAGGCAGGAAACGGACAGGAAGCGCGGGAAGGAAAAGACCAGCGGGUGAGGCCUGACCCCUCUGAGUUCAGUUGCGGUUUGGAGGCGGAGGAGGAAGCGGCGGGAACGUCGGUUUGCGCCCGAGGAGGAGGCGGCGCCUCCGAGUUGCACCAGUACGACGGCGAGGAGGAGGAGGAGGGACGGGACGGCUCCCUCGAAGCCAAAGUUCCCACUUUUUCCAUCAUGGACAGACUGACGGAGAUCCACGGCUCGCCGUCGCUCGGCUUUAGCUCGGCCGUGGCCAUGCAGGUGGCGGCGCGCUCGCACUCGCUGCCCAAGAUGAAGGAGCAGACGUUUGGAGAUGACGAGGAUGACGAGCACUGACGGUCUAAGCUCGUGGACGGUGUCGUAACAGAACCGCUCAAAUUAAUUUUGAGAGCAAAUUUAUUCUGUAGUGGGAUGACUAAAGAACCGUGUGAGACUCCAAAAAUAAAUAAGACCAGGCCGUUUUUGGGUAAAGAACAUCAUUUGUCCCUGGAGUGGCGCGAUCAGGUUGUCUGAUCCAAAGCUUCCAGAAAGAGAACGUUAUUUCGGCUGCCUCACGUGUUCAAUUUCACAUCACCAGUGUACGUGGACUCCAAGUGCUCGGAAUUGAAAUCGUUUCUCUCGAGUGAGAGACAAUCACUUACGGGACAGCCUUUCUUUGCCUCUGCUUGCCGUGUGGGGAGGUCUACAAAUCCCGUGUGCUUUUUCCAACGUGAAAUAAAACGCAGUUGAAAAAAAAAGGCCUAUUGUUUUUAAUAGUAUCCUGGGCUGCAAACACUGGGGCCAGACGGACAGGUUUGGUGGGUCACUUGAUUGUUUUUGUUGACUGGCCUACAACAGCCGGGGGCUUCACUACUAUUAACUUUGUUAUCACGACAGAAACCCGAUCAAGUGGAUGUACACACUCCUCACAUUUAGCAUAAAAAGAGACAUCCUACAAAAUUGUAAACGAUAUCCUAAAGUCACGAGCUUCCUGUC
Molecule: messenger RNA, 3023 nt
Organism: Corythoichthys intestinalis (scribbled pipefish)
Lineage: Eukaryota; Metazoa; Chordata; Actinopteri; Syngnathiformes; Syngnathidae
Gene: vezt
Product: vezatin, adherens junctions transmembrane protein
Exons: 13
Coding region: 90-2384 (764 amino acids)
Biological process (GO): cell-cell adhesion
Cellular component (GO): plasma membrane
Molecular function (GO): myosin binding
Source: RefSeq, a predicted model, not a curated record